Messenger RNA from Ustilago hordei, 4260 nucleotides. RefSeq lists its product as uncharacterized. The transcript has a single exon. The record is from RefSeq and is a predicted model, not a curated record. Bases 1 to 4260 code for a protein of 1419 amino acids. NCBI's taxonomy places the organism in Eukaryota, Fungi, Basidiomycota, Ustilaginomycetes, Ustilaginales, Ustilaginaceae. Gene Ontology annotation, molecular function: protein binding.
AUGCUGCGUAGCGCUGUCAGCCGCACUGCCCUCAAGGCGACCGGCCAGAGUGGCCUUGGUGGCUCCUCUAGCCAUGCCGAAGGCAUGCAUCCCAAUCUCGGACUUCACAACGCCGCAGCUAGCGGCAACAUCGGUCUAGUCAAGUUCGCCCUUGAGAAUGGUCAGCCCGCCAACAGCAAUCUCAACGGUAUUUUGCCCUUGCAUGCCGCCUGCUCUGGUGGUAGCGAGCAAAGCGUUCGUAUGCUCAUCUUCCACGGCGCCGACGUCAACGCACCCCGUCUCAAGGCCAAAGGAUCUAGCGGUGGUCCAGGUGCCGAAGGCUCAACACCACUCCACUUUGCCGCUGCCAACGGUCAUCUCGACAUUGUUCGCAUUUUGCUCGAAGCAGGAGCGCGACCGGCUGCAGCAGACAAAGAGGCUCUCCUCCCUGAGGCUCUCGCUCUUGGCAACGGUCAUACCGAAUGCGCCAAUCUUAUCCGCUCCUGGAUCUCCGCAUACGGCUCCAACGGCCUCGCUGGUAUGGUCGAAUCGCGAGACACGGUCAGCGGAGACGUCACCUUGGGCCCAGCUGCCUACAUCCGUUACGCCGCUUCAGGUAGAAGCGCCUCUCCCCUUUCGCCCAUCACAGCAUCCAGAAACAACCAGUCUAGCAGCAGCAGCAGCGGCAGCAACAACCUCUCGAGCUCUCACCUAGCGACUCCUUCAUCAGCACUUAACAACAAGUCUUCAUCCGAAACGCUUUCAGCCAGCAACGCUUCCAAACUAGCCGCCUCACGCUCCGGCUCAACAUCAAAGGGUGGAUCUAUCUUCAAGACGAGCUCCAACCCCAAUCUUCGCAACGAUGCAGCUUCGUUUGCCACUCCUCCCUUGCCUCUCGCUUCGCCAGCAUCACUCACGCCUUCUCAAUCCAUGUCAUCAUCGUCCGCAUACCCUACAGCCAUCUCUCCCGCUCUCGCCGCAUUCCCUUCCGCGGGACCAUCCUACGACUCUUCGGACUAUGCUGCAACAUCAGCAGCCUCCGCCCUUUCGGCAGCCGUUCCUGGCAACACUACAAGUGCAUCAGCCACCGGUAGCGCACGCGAAUCCAAGAGAAGGCCUUCUCUGCCCUCCAUACUAGAGAAAGCGGCACAUCCUGCUGCUUCCUUGCGAGCUGCCCUCGCUAGUGGAAGCUCGUCCAAUCAGAUGGGCGGUAGUAUGUCACAGGCUUCGUCUAGUAGGUAUCUCGAUCAUUCUUUUGACGGCGCUAGUACCACCAGUCCAGGAAAGAAGCACGGCAAACUUGCAGGCAAACGUAGUCUCUCCAACAUUCUCAGGAAGGCAACAGGCAACACGCCCAGCAACAACCAACCCAGCACAUUCAACUCCUCCAUGCAUGGCUCCUCCAGCUCCUUCUUUUCCGACGCAUCGGCUGCCAGCAGUACCAGCAUAUUGAAUGGCGGCACCAUCAACCUCGAUGCCCUUGCUAAGCCGGGUCGGACUUCCGGCAAGUCGUUCGACUAUCAGCGUCCUGCAGCCUCUUCUCAGCGCGGUCUCCGACGCAACCCUGCUACUGCUAGUGAGAGCUCCAGUGAAGAUCCUGAUGCAUGCAAGAGCACCACAGCACCUUCACAUCAGACAUCCUUUGUUCCACCUCCUCUUCCGAUUUCACGUUCAGAUGCGUUAGCCAUCGAUCAGCAGCGCAGACUCCGUAGCGCCUCCUCGUCUUCCUCGCUUUCGGCAGCCCGCGAGCAGUUCCUCGCGGAUGGCCACGUCCAGCGAGCUCGAGCGGGUUCCAAUGAGCAGGUGCGCGGGGCCUCACGGGCUCCGCACCGUGGCAAUGUUUCGUUGGAUCUCCUCCGGCCUACUUACUUUGGUCAGAACGAGGACCCUAUCAUGGGCAGGAAAAGUGUGGAAAGGUACAGGGCAGGCACCAACCAGAACAGCCGUAUCGAUGCGAUGAAGCGUGUUGGUGCCGAUCUCAGUCAAGCAACAGGCCCAGAGACGAGCAGCCAGCGGACUCGGGAGUCUGCUGCGACCUCUCACAGCACUGGAAGAGACAGGUCAGUUAGCGGAUCAAGCUCUCGCAGUACUAACACAACUGAUAAUGACGCCAGCCAUGCCGAGUCGACCAUGAGCGAAGCCGCCGAUGAGGACGACCCGCAGGAGUUCCUUCAUCACACUGGAUCUGACGCAGGUGACCGGACUCUCGAUGGUGGCGAGAGGCAUGACUCGCAUCGACUCCCAGCUGGUCUAAGGAAUAUGACGGCGAUCCGGAAGCAAAGCAACAAGGAUGCUGGUGACUCUUCGGCUACAGAGGCAGGCGUUGCUGCAGCUAAGGACGAAAGCACGAGACUCAGUGGUGCGCUAACGAGCAGAAUGACACGCGGUCGAUCUGGCAGUCACGUCUCAGCCGUAAGCUCGGGCUCUCAAUCUGGCAACAGUGCUCGCGGUGUAGGAUCCGCUUCCAUCGAAAGUGGCUCACGCAACUCGCCUCGCUUCAACGCAGGGUACCAAGCCCUUUCGAUCGCGGAAGAACACGGCCUGGCUACCACUCGCCCCGGAUACAUGCCUGGGACUGGCAGCAGCUCGUCAGUCUCCACACGCGCUGGUCGAGCGCCAUCCGUCGCAGAUAGCUUAGCGAGCCAUGCAUCCUCAUCAUCGCUCCGAUCCAACUACUUGAGUGCUGCUGAGCAAGCGCAAGCUAUCCUCAAUCAUGAGACGCCUUACGCUUCUGAUGGACCCGAUGGAACCAGCACAUCGCUCGCAGCCCAGCUCGCCGCAUAUGGAGAAGCAUUGGCUCAGGAAAGGAAGCGUGCAGGAGAUGCUAGAACAGGUCCAUCGCCCAGUCUGAGUACAAGAGGCAGCAAUGCAGCUCUGUGCUCCAAGCUACCUAGUGUCAGUGAAGAUCAGUCGCCUUCGCGUUCUGCUGCAGCAGGAGCAGGUCACAGCUCACGCAGCUUCUCGGUCAGCGAGAAUCGCGCGCCGAACUAUCCAGCUACAGCGGCGCAGUCAUACAAUCGACGUGUGUCGAGAAGGCCGCACAGCAGCGAGGGCCGACCGUCGCAAGACGGUGCCGCCAAAAAGGGUGUGUUGGGUUCAAACAAUAUGACGAUUGACCAUUCAACUCUUUCAGCAUCUGACAGGGCCAAGUUGGGUCUCGAUCCUGAUCCCGGCGUAGGCGACUCUGCUGGAGCCAAAGGGCAAGGGCAGGGGCAAGGGCAGGGGCAAGGGCAGGGGCAAGGGCAAGGCAGUGCUUGGGCUCAAUCGCUUUUCGCUCCUGAGAAUGAAAAGAACGCCUCGCCUGGCCUUGCAGGGGCCAGUGGUCUAGGAUCUCCUAUGUAUAUUCACACGGCACAGGGAUGGGGAGGUGCAGGUGAUCCCGAAGUGCAGAGCCAUGGUCUUUCUCACGCUUCAAGCAGCCGGGCGACCGAUGCUGGCUCAGAGGUUGGGCCCAUGGUUCCGCCGAAAGACCAUCCGCCACAACGUCGUCACAACCCAGUCACCUUCAACAGUGCAGCAGACAUGCCUAUCAGUCUCAGUGGUCGUGGUGUCGACCAAGAGACCGGCGAGAUUGAUGAUGAAGACGAAGACGAUCCCAAGACGCCUGUUUUAGGAGGUAAUAAAGCUGUGCUUGACAAGUUCGCUACUUCUCCUCGAAGUUUGCAUCGUCACAGCCCAUCGAUGCCGACCGAGCUCAGCUCGUACACCGCUGCUCGGCGUGAGAGAUCACCAGGUCGCCCUAUGGCAGAUAGUGGAGCAAGUAGCACAACCAGCCUCACGCCACCCGUGCCACCGCCUCGCAAAGAAUCGAUCCAUGUUCCUCCUCCUACCGGCGGCCUCGGCACACUGGGGCCGGACGAUCCAAGCGCAUCUCGCCUGAGUGGUGGCAGCAGAAUGCUCACCCCAGACUUGGUUAUGUGGUCCUCUUGGCGCAAAGCAGCAGGAGAGGGGGGAGACGAAGUGAGCGGAGACAGGACCACAGGCUCAACAUCGUCCCGUCGAUGGGAUGGCUUGCGAAGGCCGAGUCUCAACAUGCUUCGUAGUGCUACUUCGUCGUCGACACAUUCACAAACGCCUAGUCAGCAUUCGCAAGGAGGCAGUGGUACAGAUGAGAAUCAAGGACACAGCCGGUGGUCGACAGAUGAAACGAUGACUGGACAGAACGACCAGUUCAAGCAUUCUUCUCAACAUUCUCAGCAGCAGUCUGGUGGUAGCGGGGGUGGGGUGGGUAAGCGUAGACUUGUACGCAACUUGCUCAACAAGGCCAAGGGCACAUCCUAG